UAAUAAUAAUAAUAAUAAUAAUAAUAAUAAUAAUAAUAAUAAUAAUAAUAAUAACCAUAGGAGAUUAUUUUUGUUCCGCUACAGCAUUCGUUUGUAUUACUUAGCAGAACAUGGCUAACAGGCAACUGCGAAGUGAAGUUUUGAAACGCGCCCUGAAGGCAUGCAUCGUCCAACCGGUAAUAAGAAAAUAUCAGGUAGUAGCCGUUCGUGCGAUGUGGGGAAGUGAUGUUGAUGCCCGCGAGGUCAUUUGGGGCAAGAGAAUGCAGAUGGAGAACAUAUUGCUUAGCAACGAACAAGUAUCCUGUUUUUUUUCUUGUAUUACCUAUAUGGCCAGACCUCGUAAGAGAAAGUCGAUGAGGAAUGAAGGGGAGGAAGAAGAAGGAGCCGACUCUAGCAGUGAAGGUGAUAACAGAAACGGCGCAAAUGCGCCUGAAACAUUUCCUGGCAUUUCUUUCUGGAUCGCGUGCGACUUGCCAAACUGUACCUUAAGUCAAUUUGAAACAAAUUUGUCGAAGUCUUUUAUGCAAGCCGGGUUGAAUUUAACAACGUGCAAUGCUAUACAGACAAGAGGUAAAUACUUGAACCUUUUAGUACUUGAAAUACUGUCAAUGUUUUUCGAAUAUUUUACGCCACAUUUGAUAUUUGUAGGCAAAACCAGUGCAUUGCAAGCAUUCUCAGGAUCGUUAUACCAAGUCUUGAAAGACCACAAUAGGGAAGAAGCAAAACGGAUAGUUGAGAUAUCCCAUCGCACAAUGAUUAGGAGUGCAGCUAGAGAUGAAGGUGUUCAACUUGACCACGUUGCUGUAAUGGAAAGCGAACAGUACUCGAUGAAACCCUGUCAGUUAAUUCUAACAAAAAAUAUUGAUAAAGAGGUAUAUCAAGAUGUAAUUCGUGGUUUAUCCGAAAUCAGAUUUACAUCGCUUGAUUUAAAAGUAAUUGAUAAAUCGGAAGGCACAGAAGUAACUAUUCCCGUUAAGCCAACUAACAAACUUUGUCAAUCCGUGGAUAUAGUUCGAAGGAUGAUGGAGAGGAAUAGCUUUGGACUGUGCAAUGGAGGUGUAUACAAAAAAAUAGGAGAAAGCAGAUACACAUACGUUUACUGUUGUUCGGUGAAAAGCUAUCUCUAUCGCUCGUUGAAAAACAAAGCAAUCGCCAACGAAAUUACGCCAAAUUUACGAGAGUUGGUAUUUUUGCUGUCGGACGGCGAGUGUCAAAUAAUUGAUCAAAUAACUCUGGAUUACAAUUACAUUGAAUGCUUGCCAAAUGGAGUUUGUUAUAACAUCGCCAAAAAAUGUUUCGAUGUCAAGCCAAAUUUAAAGGGAUCUCCGCGAGCAUUCGUACGGUACUUUCAUCGUGAGGGAAAAAAUCCCGAACCAAAGCCAUUUAUAGAAGGUAAUUGUUUUUACUUUUCUUUUAACGCGUUAAGAAAAUGUGUUUUUUUUCUUUUAACGCGUUGUAACAUAUCAAGGUGGUAGUUGUAACGUGUUGUAACGUAUUGUAACUUGUUGUAACGCAUUUUCAGUGAAAAAAAUGUUUUUUUUUAUCUUUUAACGCGAUGUAACAUAUCAAGGUGGUAGUUGUAACGUGUUGUAACGUAUUGUAACUUGUUGUAACGCAUUGUCAGUGAAGAAAAUGUUUUUUUUUUAUCUUUUAACGCGUUGUAACAUAUCAAGGUGGUAGUUGUAACGUGUU
This is a messenger RNA of Hydractinia symbiolongicarpus, 1692 nucleotides long. RefSeq lists its product as uncharacterized. NCBI's taxonomy places the organism in Eukaryota, Metazoa, Cnidaria, Hydrozoa, Anthoathecata, Hydractiniidae. The transcript has 2 exons. Bases 111 to 1475 code for a protein of 454 amino acids. The record is from RefSeq and is a predicted model, not a curated record.